Messenger RNA from Dicrocoelium dendriticum, 1894 nucleotides. The record is from the annotation of a GenBank genome assembly. NCBI's taxonomy places the organism in Eukaryota, Metazoa, Platyhelminthes, Trematoda, Plagiorchiida, Dicrocoeliidae.
GUGGUUUCCUCCUCCAAACUAAUUUUGGACUUCAGUUUCUUGAUGUCAUCAGAUGAUAUUCCAGGAUUCUAUUAUGACUCUGAGAAGAAACGUUAUUUUAAAAUCAGUAAAGAAGAGCUUCCCGAUUUUGUUACUCGUGGUACUGUGAAUUCUAAGCGGGCUCACAAUGAAAGCGCUCGUAUCGCUCGGGAUUUGUUAAGUCGUUGCGCAUCCACUCCAUCUUGGACUGCAUUGCAACAUCUUGGCCUUCGUGAACGAAUGUUGAAUCGCUCUUGGGACAGCUCCUAUCAUAAUCUCCUUCAAAGCCACGUGAAGAAUAUGCGUCACCAGUUUACUUCUAAUCUGAUCCAUGGCAAAUGUGUUCUGUCACCAGACACUCGCAAGCUCUUUGUUCUCACCGAGACAUCCUCACAAUCGUGCUCUUUGAUCAUGUAUUCAACCUCCUACGGUUCUAGUCGCGUUCGCUGCGAGGUGAAACCUCGAUUUACCUACUCGGUGGAGCAGCAAUAUGUACUCCCACUUUCAUUUCAAGGCCUGGACUUAACCUGGAUCGAUCCAGGUCGCAAGCUUGCUGUCCUAGCUUGCAAAUCCGGGCAACCCAUUGUGUUGGUGCUGAACACAGAUGAUGGACUCAGCCAAAUUUUGGGCAAUCUGUUACUACCUCUACGAGCUUGUGCACCGAUGCAUUUUGUGGAAUCCGCGAGGAGCACAGAUUGCUCCUAUCCUUCAUCAUGUGAUAAUUCAUCUCAAGAUCCACUGCGGUUGUUCGUCCGAUGUCAGAAUAAACUGUGCUUUUCUGUAUCCCGCCUUUCGAGCUCAUUGGAUUUGGGGUGCAUUAUGACACACUCCAUUAAGCCCACACGGACCGCAUCCUCCGUUACGGCCUGCUGCGAGGCCUCCACGUUCCCCACUUCUGAUGCCUCCCUAUUCUACGUGGCAUCCUCCAUCUCCGGUUCUCACUCUUUGAACCUGCUUCAGUUCUCCUCCUUCUCCAUUCAACGAAAUGAACGGCUUCUUACAUUUUCUGUUUCAUCUCCCUCCUGCACAACUUCUGAUCAAUCAGACCUGUCUGUCACUUUUCUCCGCUCACUGGUAACUCCGUCGGGACACCGGUACGGCCUUUUAGUGGGCCGUCGUUGCGGCUUGUUACAGCUUUGGGACGAGCGCUGGCCAGCCUGUGCUGCUGUGGAAUAUCACGGUUCGGACGCUGGUUCAUUGUGUCAUCUGGCCUCCCAUCUCCCUCCCAUUCCUUCGGUUCCCACGCUGGAAAGUGAUAUGGUGGCUGUUCCACUGGUAGCCUCGGCACACAUCGCCCUCUGGACCCUACGGACUGGCAAGCCAAUCCACGUGCUCGAGAUUCCACAGAACGAGUUACGUGCAGCCCAUACUCCACCUCCACAAAUUUUCUUCCGGCCCGGUUGGUCCCAGUCACCUGUUGGAAUAUCCAACGGCCCCACGCUGGUGGCUGUGGAACGUGGAAAAUUGUACUGGUUUCAUGAAGGGCGCUCCGUGCCCAGUUUGUAUAAUACCCUAACUUAACACGUUCUUUCGAUCAGUAAGCUUCCGUUCGUUUUCACCUUGUCGAAUGUGGGUAGUAGUUCAGAUAGGAUCACAUCACAUCUGUGGCGUUUUCCCUUGUUUCUCGAAAUGUUUCGCAUUACGUUUCCAUUUGCCGGAGGAUGCGUUUGACAGAGAUUGCACAACGAACGAAAUAAUACGGAGUCGGAAGUAUACACUUUAUUGAUCUAACAAUGAAAGUACAUCAACUGAAAAAUAAAAGAGUUGAUUAUGAUGAAAUAUGUGAGAGGGCAAGUGAAUGUGCAGGACAUUAUGUAUGUACGUAUGUGUGGCGUCCUCACGGCUAAUUUACUGAUCCGUUUCCAUUCAUUGCCUG